Messenger RNA from Cygnus olor (mute swan), 3463 nucleotides. RefSeq names its product DEAD-box helicase 43 (gene DDX43). The transcript has 17 exons. Lineage: Eukaryota; Metazoa; Chordata; Aves; Anseriformes; Anatidae. The record is from RefSeq and is a predicted model, not a curated record. The coding region runs from base 38 to 2011 and encodes 657 amino acids. Gene Ontology annotation, molecular function: RNA helicase activity; ATP binding; RNA binding.
CGCCACGCGUGCCGAGGGGGUCGCCGGGAGCGCCGCCAUGUCGGACUGGGAGGAGAGCAGCGACGAGGAGGCGCUACAGCCGCCGCCAUUUUGUGCGGUUGACGCCGCGCCCCCGAGGCAGCCGCCGGCGCACUCCCGCGCCUCUGUGGAGGGCGCAGGGGGACGAAGGAGCUCUGAGGUGGCAGCCAGGGCUGGGGGAGAGGAGUGGGAGCCUCGAGAUGCGGGAAGCUCCCGAGGCGCCGGGCAGGCGGCGCGGUGGCGCCUGCAGGGAGCCGCCAGCGGCAGGCCUCGGGCUGGCACGCCGCCCCUCUGCUUCUUCAUCAGCAACGCCCAGGUCGGGGCGCUGAUAGGUCGAGGAGGAACUAAAAUAAGAGAGCUUGAGGACUCUUCGGGUUCUAGGAUACAGGUUGUAAAGGGAGCCUUGGAAGCUGAAGUGAAGAUCUUUGGCAGUGCUGCUGUGCAAAAUAAAGCCAAGACGUUGAUUGAUUGUGCAGUCGCAAACUGUGGACAAAACAACACUAGAGGAAAAACCUUGGAUGUUAUCCAGCCUGAAAAUUCACCAAAAAAAGCAGUGAUUAACUGGGCCUCUCUUCGAGAAAACAGAGCUAAAUAUGAGGCUAUGAAGUGGGCAGACUUGCCUCCAAUUGAGAAAAACUUCUACAAAGAAUCAUUGAGGACUGCAUCUAUGUCACGAGAAGAAGUGGAACUGUGGCGGAAAGAAAAUAAUAACAUAAUGUGUGAUGACUUAAAAGAAGGCAAAAAGCGUUGCGUUCCCAAUCCUGUUUGUAAAUUUGAAGAUGUAUUUGAGGAUUAUCCUGAUAUCAUGGCUAAUAUAAGAAAAACUGGUUUUCAGAAACCUACGCCAAUUCAGUCCCAGGCAUGGCCAAUCAUACUCCAAGGAAUUGAUCUUAUUGGCAUAGCACAGACCGGUACCGGGAAGACAUUAGCUUACUUAAUGCCUGGAUUCAUUCAUUUGGAUUCACAACCAAUAUCCAAAGAUCAGCGUGGAGGGCCGGGAAUGUUAGUCCUAGCUCCCACUCGAGAGCUAGCACUUCAAGUAGAGGCAGAGUGUUUGAAGUACACAUACAAAGGAAUUAAAAGUAUUUGCAUAUAUGGUGGCGGGGACCGUAAAGGACAGAUAAACACGGUUACCAAAGGUGUGGAUAUUGUCAUUGCUACUCCUGGGAGACUGAAUGAUCUUCAAAUGAACAACUUCAUAAAUUUGAAGAGCAUAACGUACUUGGUUUUAGACGAGGCUGACAGAAUGUUGGAUAUGGGAUUUGAACCUCAGAUAAUGAAGAUCCUAAUAGACGUGCGGCCUGACAGACAAACCGUUAUGACAAGUGCUACUUGGCCUGAUGGUGUUCGUCGCCUAGCAAAAUCCUAUUUGAAAAAUCCUAUGAUUGUAUACGUUGGCACUCUUGACUUAGCUGCAGUAAAUACAAUAGAACAGAGAGUUGUUGUUACCACUGAGGAGGAGAAGAGAGCUUUCAUGAAAAGCUUCAUUGACUCAAUGAAACCAAAAGAUAAGGUCAUCAUUUUUGUGGGAAAGAAACUCACAGCUGAUGACUUAGCAAGUGACUUUGGUCUCCAGGGAAUUCCAGUACAGUCUCUUCAUGGUAACAGAGAGCAGUGUGAUCGAGAACAGGCUUUAGAUGACUUCAAGAAAGGCAAAGUCAGAAUCCUGGUAGCUACAGACUUAGCAUCCCGGGGCCUUGAUGUGCAUGAUAUUACUCAUGUUUUUAACUUUGACUUCCCUCGUAAUAUUGAAGAAUAUGUUCAUAGAGUUGGUCGUACUGGAAGAGCAGGACGUACUGGGGAGGCAAUAACACUCGUCACGAAGAAAGAUUGGAAGGUUGCAUCUGAACUGAUUGAUAUUCUAGAAAGAGCAAACCAAGUAGUUCCUGAUGAGCUUAUUUCAAUGGCAGAAAGAUACAAAAAAUUUCAAAUGGAAAAAGACGUGGAACGGGAUAUACGAAGACCUCAAAGAAAACCCCCAAACCAACUGUAAUCCGUGGAAGGUACAAAACAAAAGAACUGGGUUAGUGAAUGUAAGCAGUGUUUGUCAGUCUGACUUAAUACUGUACUUUCACACUGAUAUGCCACAUCUGCAGGGCGUGCAAAAGUAUUUCAGAGAAUAACUAUUUGAAAACUGCUCUGUUUUCAGUAACUGAUGUUUGCCCAAGUGAGUAUUUUAUUUCCAAGCUAACACUAAAGGUCAUUUUUGUUCAGACUUGUCUCAAGCUUUUUUUUUUUUUAGAGAAGUCUGUAUUUCCUCCAAAUGGAAGAGGGCAUAACAAGAAGCAUGUAUUCAUGACUAGAUGAAAAAAGCAGCUUCAGUGUUUCUACUCUGGGGGGUAAUUGUCUAGUUAAGGAAGAAGUGCACGGUUUACUACAGUGAUGUUAACAAAGUCAAUAAAGAGCAUCUUAGGGAAAUACACCUUUGAAGGUCAGCUUCCUUUCAGAUAAAGUUGAUUCGUAUUUUAUGCUUGGAUGUCAGGUUCUGUCCCCACUACUGUUAAGGGUAAUGGGGCAUGUUUUCACUCUUUGGAAGUUUCUUGGAAGGGGCUAUUCCUGUACAAAUGAUACUUGGUCUGAACUUGUGUUUACUCAGGUCAUGUGAGUAACUGGAAAAUUAAUAAACUGAGUCUAGCGAGAUGAGUGUUUUAGUAAGGUUAUUCUCUAAAAGUUCUUCUUCCCUUUCCUCUUCUUUAUUUGGUAAUAAUUGAUGUGAAAUCUGGGCUUUACUUUAGCCUGUAGGUAUUUUGCCUUUAAAAAGUAGGGUAAAAAUACAGACUUUCCUUGGCUCUUUUAAAAACUACAUACUUUUUUAAAAAAAAAAAAGGCAACUCUAAAAUGCUGUGUAUUUUAUCAUCUGCACAAUUCUAGUAAUAGGAAAUGUCAUGGUCCCUUUUUUCCUAACAUAAGAAAACUGAGCUGAAUUCUGUCCAACUCUGAGAGUGUCGGAUUCAGGCUACGUUUUGGUUUUGAAAACCUUUUACAGGAAGACUUCUUCCUCCUUGAUAACGGACUGAAAAGGUAUGUUUUUUCUACAAGAAUCUCCACACAGAUGUUCAAUGACACAAUAACUUCUGUGUUGGAUAAUGAUUGCUUCCCUUCCAAAGUCCAUUGAAAAGGCUAAUUCCCAAAGCAAUUCUGAAGACUCAGAAAGAUGAGUUACUUCAGGAAUGUAAUAUGAUUUUGAUACUGUAUUCUUUUUGCUCACUAAUGCCAGUGAUUGCCCUCUGCAAAGCUCUUCAUACACCCAUUUGACCUGGAGAAGUAGUUCACUUCUAUGUCAAAGUAAUUUCAGUGACUUUUACAAUUCAGCUUUUUUUCUCUUUUUGAAAGCAGGAGUGUAUUCUGGAUAUUCUGCAAUGGAUUUUAAUUUUAAAUAAAAUUGUCAUUUUUCACUUUUAACUAUCCUGUCAUUGGUGCCUUUAUAUUUGGGAUCAUAAUUACA